AGACUGAAAAUCAGGAAGAGCAGUGCACUCAGCUCUUCGUAAAGAAAUAUCAGAUCUUCCUGCAGACAUGUUUGAUCUGGUAUCCUUACUUCUAUCAGUUGUUGUUAUCUUAUUUUUGAUCAAUGUUUUUUCCAAUCGGAAAGGAAAUCUUUACUAUAAUUUUCCACCUGGUCCAAAGCCUUUACCAAUAAUUGGAAACAUCCAUAAUAUGCUUAUGAAGAAACAGAAGCCUCAUAAAACUCUACAAGAGCUCUCUGAGAAGUAUGGGCCAGUAUUCAGCAUGAAGACAGGAUCUGAAAGGACAGUAAUACUGUGUGGGUAUGAUGCUGUGAAAGAUGCUCUCCUAAACCACGCAGAUGAUUUUUCUGAAAGGCCCAUUAUACCAAUCAUGGAAGAAUUAACCAAAGGAAAUGGUAUCAUUUUUGCUCAUGGUGAAAAUUGGAAAGUGAUGAGAAGAUUUGCUAUUGCAACACUAAGAGAUUUUGGCAUGGGGAAGAAAUCAAUUGAAAACAAGAUUAACGAGGAAGCUGAUGCAUUAAUUGAAGUCUUUGAAUCAUUUAAAGGAAAGCCAUUUGACAACCUAGCAAUAAUGAAUACUGCUAUAGCAAACAUAAUUGUUUCCAUAAUACUUGGCAAUCGCUUUGAAUACAAUAGUCCUGUAUUUCUCAAGCUCAUGAGAUUGAUCAAUGAAAAUAUUAAGCUGUUUACUAGCCCUUUUAUUGUUUUUUAUAAUGCAUUUCCAUCUCUGAUGCGCUGGAUACCUGGAACUCACAAAACUGUUUUUAAAAAUUACUUGGAACUGAAACAUUUUUUUGAGGAAACGUUUGUUAAAUACAAGGACCAAGUCGAUGUGAAUGACCAGAGGAACCUUAUUGAUGCAUUCAUGGUCAGACAGAAAGAGGAAAAACCCAGUCCCCAACAAUUUUUUCACAAGGACAACUUGAUAACUCUCAUGAACAGUUUAUUUAGAGCGGGAAUGGAAACCACCUCCACCACUCUUCGAUGGGGUUUUCUGCUAAUGAUGAAAUACCCAGAGAUCCAAAAAAAAGUGCACAAUGAAAUAGACAAUGUGAUUGGAUCUGCUCAGCCACAGAUGGAGAACAGAAAGCAAAUGCCAUAUACUGAUGCUGUCAUUCAUGAAAUGCAAAGGUUCGGUAACAUUGUUCCAACUGGAAUUCCACAUGCAACUAAUCGAGAUGUGACAUUCAGAGGAUAUUUUAUUCCCAAAGGAACCCAAGUCAUCCCACUACUGUCAUCUGUCCUGCAAGAUAAGGCUUAUUUUGAGAAACCAGAAGAGUUUUAUCCUGAGCAUUUUCUAGAUUCAAAAGGAAAUUUUGUGAAAAAUGAAGCAUUCCUGCCUUUUUCAGCUGGGCGAAGAAGCUGUGCCGGGGAAACAUUGGCAAAAAUGGAGUUAUUCAUCUUUUUUACGAGGCUUAUGCAGAAAUUCACAAUCCAACCUCCACCUGGGGUUAAGGUGGAGCUCACCCCUAACAGUGGAUUCACCAUGAGUCCUUUAAUGCAAGAAAUGUGUGUUUUGCCUAGAAACUAGAGCAAACCUAAACAAGAUAAUUCAGAGGAUUUUGCAAACAAAAUGCCUAAUGACAAUAUUAG
Molecule: messenger RNA, 1611 nt
Organism: Pelobates fuscus (common spadefoot toad)
Lineage: Eukaryota; Metazoa; Chordata; Amphibia; Anura; Pelobatidae
Product: cytochrome P450 2K1-like
Exons: 10
Coding region: 68-1549 (493 amino acids)
Biological process (GO): xenobiotic metabolic process
Cellular component (GO): intracellular membrane-bounded organelle; cytoplasm
Molecular function (GO): heme binding; oxidoreductase activity, acting on paired donors, with incorporation or reduction of molecular oxygen, reduced flavin or flavoprotein as one donor, and incorporation of one atom of oxygen; iron ion binding
Source: RefSeq, a predicted model, not a curated record